Spodoptera exigua (beet armyworm) is the source of this 642-nucleotide messenger RNA. The record is from the annotation of a GenBank genome assembly. NCBI's taxonomy places the organism in Eukaryota, Metazoa, Arthropoda, Insecta, Lepidoptera, Noctuidae.
GUAAAGUUUUGUAGAUUAAGCAAAUUCGAGCAUUCAAACAUAUGCAAAGUAGUCGGGCCCGGCGUAAGUAUAUAAAUCAGCAAUAUUUUGAGAUUCAUCACAGUCAUCACUGCAUCCUCUUCUCUUCUACAACUACAAACACCCACCUCAAAACUCCAAAAAUGAAAUCCUUCAUUGUCUUCGCUCUUUUCGUCGCCGCGGCCGUCGCCGUUCCAGUUGAAAACCCCAGGGACGCAGUCAUCGUCAGACAAGAGGUUGACAACAUCGGAGUUGGAGGCUUCAGUUUUAGUUAUGAGACCAGCGAUGGCAAGUCUGCCCAGGAACAGGGUCAGCUCAAAAACGUCGGCGCUGAGAACGAGGCUAUUGAGGUCCGCGGCCAGUACUCUUACACCGGCCCUGACGGUGUUGUCUACACCGUCAACUACGUCGCUAACGAGCUCGGCUUCCAGCCCGACGGUGCUCACCUCCCCAAGGCUCCUCAAUAAGUCUCUUCCCAACCAACAACUCAAAAUCUAGUCUAAACUUACCGAGCUUGCAAGAGAUUACUGUUACCUAUACAGUCUGACUGAUUGUCUUGUUUUGUUAAAUAACUCUUGCGCAAUAAUAGAGGAUAGGAUAGUGAAUAUACUUGUUUGAUUUUGA